Brugia pahangi is the source of this 531-nucleotide messenger RNA. The record is from the annotation of a GenBank genome assembly. NCBI's taxonomy places the organism in Eukaryota, Metazoa, Nematoda, Chromadorea, Rhabditida, Onchocercidae.
AUGAUUAUAACAAAAGUUGAACGUGGAUCAGUAGCGGAACAAUUGCUGCAAUUUGGUGAUAUAAUUACAAAUAUUGAUGAUAAGAAAAUUGAAUCACGAAAAGAAUUUGAAGAAUUGAUAGCAGAAUUGAGCAAAAAUGAUUGCAAUGUUUACGUGACACGUGUGAUUGAGCAUACAUUAGCAGGAAUGAGUUUAGCAAAAGGUGAUGCAAUCUUAGACGUUGAUUCGAUUCCGGUUACUACAGUUUCUGAUACAUCCAAUAUUAUUUGCGCUAAUUUACGGAAAAACGGUUAUGCAACUUUAGUAAUUGAACAGCCAAAUGAUCCAUUAGCAACAGCACAUGUUCGUCUAGCGCUAAUGGCCGAAAAAUCGAUGGAAAUAGAUCUACCACUUGCGCCUGAUGUAAUCGAUAUCUGUCAACAAGAAUAUAAACGCAUGAAACGAGAUCCUGAUUUAAAACCAAAUCAAAAUAUUUUAAAAACUCAGAGGCAAGCUUUUUGCAAACAUUCAAAUAUCAUUCAAGAAAUAUAA